UUACUCCUCAUGCAAGCCGACUUGGAAACGGCAUUGGACAAAGUCGCCGACUCUUUGUUGUCUCCAAAAGAAGAUGCGGCUGCCGUUGCGCAAAUAGUUGAGACCUUUUUAGAAUAUAAAAGUGAUUUAGUCAACACAGAAUACAUACAAGUUGAAUUGAAGCAUGAUAUUGAACAUUAUCUUAAAAAAUUGGAAACUCUUGCGAAAAAAGUUGAACUGCUUCGCAAUCGAAAGUGUACUCGACAACAAAUGUUUGAAGCACUAAGCGAUAAGUUGACUCUUAAGGACAUAAACGGUUUGCUGACUCAAUCUCAAUUUGGCGCUGUAACCGCAAGUAACAAAGAUACAUUUCAAAAUCUCAGAUUGAAAAUAUUUUCAAAGGAAUGUGAUUGGCAGUUCGCAAUAGACAACUUCGUUGCAAAAUGCGGAGCGUGUGCUGAUAUAAUCCAAUUAGCCACAUUAAACGACAGUAUGCAGCAACGUUUUACGAGAAUGGAUAAGGAUUUAGACGACAUGUUUACGAUUGUUAUGCCACCUAAGACAUAUCCAACGGAUAAAAAAGUACAACGCGACGAGAAAUGUUUAUCAUGUGGAGCGCCAACCGAAGUAGUGAAGGAUGAGCUUAAUCUGAGACUUUGGCAAGAAAUUAUUUCUACAGCACCUGUUCCUGCCGAUAAAACUAAAUAUAAAUACGGAGAAAUCGCAGGAAUUUGCAUACCUGGACGACCGAUCCCACAUCCUCUUGAGCAAGGUUCAUAUAUUUGCGAACACGAUUGCGGUGAAAUUGUUAACACAGCAGAGGAGUUGUUAGAAUUGUUUAUAAAAAGGCUGCACCCAGACUCGCCGAAUAGCGCUGCAGUCCCUGACACUGACAAGGUUAAUAAUACACUUACUUCGAUUUAUUAUAUUGACGUAGACAACUAGGUAUAGGGACCGUGGUCAUUGGAGGACCUACCAUCGUGUGGCGUGAAUCGGAAACAUAAACAUGUAUAUUGACCAUUCACUCCUUUAGUGCUGCCAUCUACCGGACUCGGAUGUUUUCUUGGUUUGCCAUCUUGUGAGCUACAUUGAAAGCAUAAAUUUCACAUUUACAUUUACCGCUCACCAAUAAUCUGAAGUCGCCUGUGCUGCCUUUUAC
Molecule: messenger RNA, 1138 nt
Organism: Cydia pomonella (codling moth)
Lineage: Eukaryota; Metazoa; Arthropoda; Insecta; Lepidoptera; Tortricidae
Exons: 5
Coding region: 10-924 (304 amino acids)
Source: RefSeq, a predicted model, not a curated record